AUGCCUCCCACUCGAGCUUCCAUGAACCAUCGGGCUGUCAUGAACGAGAACGACGAGAAUACUACUGGCGGGCGCCGUCUAACUAGAUCCAAGUCAGCUAUGUUCGGCGACGAUUCCGCCUCCGGUGCGAAGAAACCCCUUCAGUCCAAGAAAGCUGCUGCCGUCAACAACCAACCACUUCGCAAGCGUGCUGCGUUAGGAGAUGUCAGCAAUGUCACUAAGGGCGAGAUCUUGGAGAGCAAGAAGAACGCAGGAAAGGGUGGUCUCGUUUCCAAGGCAUCUCAACCAACCGGUGUCCAGAAGAACGUGUCCCGUACAAACUCCACAAGAAAGGUUCUGGGUGCCAAGGACAACAACAAGAAGGCGGAGGCAAAGCGUACAGGAUCUGGUGUUCUUGCUGGCAAGCGCAAGUCGAGCUCGACCUCUGCGAACAACGCGUCUAUCAAGGAACAGACCCCGGCGGAGGAUGAGCAACCUUCGAGGAAGAAGAUCCACAUUGAAGUUGAGGAGCAGGUCGUGAUCGCGGAGGACUUCGCGCCCGAGGUGAAGGAAGAGGCCAAGGUUGUCGACGAGGAGUCAGUCAGUCAACAGUUCGCCGAGGGUGUCGAGGACUUGGAUCGGGAGGAUCUUGAUGACCCAUUGAUGGUUGCCGAGUACGUCGUUGAGAUCUUCGACUACCUCAAGAAGUUGGAGGUUGCCAGCCGACCCAACGCGGAUUACAUGGAGCAUCAAGAGGAUCUCGAGUGGAAGAUGCGUGGUAUCCUUAUUGACUGGUUGGUCGAGGUCCACACCCGUUUCCACCUCCUACCCGAAACACUCUUCUUGGCCGUCAACAUCAUCGAUCGCUUCCUCUCUACCAAGGUUGUUCAACUUGAUCGUCUUCAAUUGGUUGGUGUUACGGCUAUGUUCAUCGCAUCGAAGUAUGAAGAGGUCCUCUCCCCACAUGUCGCUAACUUCCGUCGCGUCGCGGAUGAUGGAUUCACUGAGGAUGAGAUCCUGAGCGCCGAGAGAUAUGUCCUCACUGCCCUAAACUACGACCUCAGCUACCCCAACCCCAUGAACUUCCUCCGCCGUAUCUCAAAGGCCGAUAACUAUGAUAUACAGACCCGUACCCUGGGAAAGUAUCUCAUGGAGAUCAGUCUUCUUGACCACCGCUUCAUGGAGUACCUGCCCAGUCACAUCGCCGCGGCUUCCAUGUACCUGGCCCGCAAGAUCUUGGACAGAGGUGAAUGGGACCCAACCUUGGCUCACUAUGCUGGCUACAGCGAGGAAGAAAUUGAGCCCGUCUUCAAGCUCAUGGUUGACUACCUCGCCCGUCCGGUCACUCACGAGGCAUUCUUCAAGAAGUAUGCUAGCAAGAAGUUCCUUAAGGCAUCCAUUCUCACCAGACAAUGGGCCAAGAAGCACGCCGCAGCUCUCGGUGUUGACGUCGACCUUCCUCUGGAGGCCGCACGUUGA
Messenger RNA from Drepanopeziza brunnea f. sp. 'multigermtubi' MB_m1, 1458 nucleotides. RefSeq lists its product as uncharacterized. The record is from RefSeq and is a predicted model, not a curated record. Lineage: Eukaryota; Fungi; Ascomycota; Leotiomycetes; Helotiales; Drepanopezizaceae. Gene Ontology annotation, molecular function: cyclin-dependent protein serine/threonine kinase regulator activity. Gene Ontology annotation, biological process: mitotic cell cycle phase transition; regulation of cyclin-dependent protein serine/threonine kinase activity. Gene Ontology annotation, cellular component: cytoplasm; cyclin-dependent protein kinase holoenzyme complex; spindle pole body.